AUGGUGCUGAAUUGGGAGAAGUGUCAUUUCAUGGUCCAAGAAGGAAUAGUGUUGGACCACAAGAUCUCAGCUCGAGGGAUAGACGUAGACCAAGCAAAGAUUGAUGUAAUUGAAAAGCUACCUCCGCCAAUAAAUGUGAAAGGCAUCCAGAGUUUCCUUGGACAUGUUGGAUUCUACAGAAGAUUCAUAAAGGAUUUCUCCAGGAUUGUCAGACCCUUGAGCAACCUGCUGAAUAAAGAUGUUGUGUUUAAGCUUGAUGAAGAAUGCUUGACAGGCUUUCAGACCUUGAAGACCAGUGUCGUGUCUGCUCCCAUAAUAGUGGCACCUGACUGGAGUAAAAAGUUUGAGCUCAUGUGCGACGUUAGAGACUAUGCAGUGGGGGUAGCUCUUGGAUAA
Molecule: messenger RNA, 396 nt
Organism: Glycine soja
Lineage: Eukaryota; Viridiplantae; Streptophyta; Magnoliopsida; Fabales; Fabaceae
Exons: 1
Coding region: 1-396 (131 amino acids)
Source: RefSeq, a predicted model, not a curated record